ACAAACAGCGGAGACGGAGCGGCAAGCCGCGAAGGAUCACACAGCGCACAUUGCUACAGGCGCGCACGCGCGCGCACGUCAACAACAGACCGUAGAAUUACAGACUGGGUUGUUUUUGUUUUUUUUACGUCGUUCGUGUAAUCGAGAAAAAAAAAACACGCAAGUUGCGGCGACUAGAAGGGACUCACCUUCUGCAGCCGGGAAGCUUUGAGGAAACGACAAAGCGAGCCAUCAUGUGAAAGAACUUAUAUGGGAAACAGACAAAAGGGCUGGAAAACGAGAGAAAUAGAAAGUAAAAGGGCCGCCCUCCCCACGCUGCGCUGAGCUGCCAAUCAUCUGUCCCACCUCGGAUCUUUCUGACUGACAGUGAUGUGUCCUCACGCUGCUCGUGGAUAAAUGAUCACUAAUCAGCCCCCGAAGAUGAAGGACAAGUCUGGUGUGAGCGGCAUGUCCGUGGAUGAGAAGACUGAAGACCCCAUGUAUGUGUAUGAGUCGACGGUUCAUUGUACCAAUAUCCUCCUCUGCCUUAAUGACCAGCGGAAGCAGGAUAUCCUGUGUGAUGUGACUGUCCUGGUGGAGGGCAAGGAGUUCCGAGGGCACCGGGCCGUGCUGGCUGCCUGCAGCGAGUAUUUUCUCCAGGCGCUGGUUGGCCAAGCAGAGAAUGCCUUGGUGGUUAGCCUUCCAGAAGAGGUCACUGCCAGGGGAUUCGCCCCAUUGUUGCAGUUUGCCUACACUGCUAAGCUGUUACUCAGCAGAGAAAAUAUCCAGGAGGUCAUCCGCUGUGCAGAAUUCCUGCGCAUGCACAACCUCGAGGACUCAUGCUUUCGCUUCCUGGAGGCUCAGCUACGCAGAGAGGAGGACAACCUCAUGCUUUGCCACAGGGGGGCACCGGAGGCUAUCAACUCAGAGGAUGAAAGCAUGCAGUCAGAGUGUGAAAGACCCGCCUCCCCCAGGACACGGCAUUGUGCAGACACCCUGGCCUCCGUUCAGAGUCCUGAUGAUGACAGGUUAGCAAUGACUGUGUCCAGUAACUUGACAGAUGGCCGGCUGGACUUUGAGCGACAUGGAGCAUCAGAUCUACCACGAUGCCCAAAGUACAGAAAAUAUCAGUGGGCUUGUAACAAGCACAAUAAUGACACUUCCUCACACACCAGUACCUCAGGUUUUCCAAGCACAAUUAAGGAGAGCAGCAUCAGUGGGGUUCUGCCGGGUCAGGGCAGGCUGCCCGUGACACAGAUAAAAGUUGAACCGCAGGCAGAGGAAGAGACCAUCUCUUUGUGCCUGUCAGGAGAUGAACAGGAUGUCAGGGACAAGGACAGUGUGACAGCUAUGGAAAUGGAUAACCCCUUAUCUCUGGAAAGAACCAAGAGAAACAAGUCCUCAUCUUGCCUCCAAGCCUACUUCAAGAAAGGAAUAGACCUUCCCAGUCUGUCCAACACUUCACAGCAGCUACUCACCAACAGACUUGUCUGCCCCCAGGACAAAGGAAACUCUCAGGGAGAUCAUAAAAAAGACUUCAGGCCUUUUACUGGGGAGCUGGAUCUGUCUGUUACAUCCCCAAAGGAGGUAGAUGGUUUCCCUGCAGGGUUGUCUCUGAAGUCUGCUUCCUGUGAUGGUGUCUGCAAACAGGAAGUUGAGCUAGACCGCCGAAGUGUCAUAUUUUCCUCAGGGGCCUCCAAUCGUCUGGGACCGCCAGCACAUUCCUACCCCGGUGGGAACUCUUUGGAAAUGGAGCUUUCUGAUCAAGUGACAAAAGGACUGUGGGCUGAAGCCUGCCAGUCCCUCCCAAACUCCCAGGCUUAUUCUCCCAGCACCACUUCCUCUGAGCCCCCAGUCCUGUCGCGUCCACGCCCCAACACCAGCUGCCCAGUGCCAAUCAAAGUAUGCCCACGCUCGCCUCCUUGUGAGACGCGCACCAGAACUUCCAGCUCCUGCUCCUCUUACUCCUAUGCAGAGGACGGUAGCGGAGGCUCUCCCUGCAGCCUGCCCCAGUUCGAGUUCUCCUCCUCGCCAUGCUCCAACGUGGCACGAUGCCUCAAUGUGGACCAGCAGGAGCAAAGUGUGGGAGGGGAUUCUCGUUUCAACCAGGUGCGACCCAAAAUCAAAUGUGAGCAGUCCUAUGGAACCAACUCAAGCGACGAGUCCGGGUCCUUCUCAGAAGGAGACAGUGAGUCAUGCCAUGCUCAAGAGCGAGGGCCAGAGGUGAAGCUUCCUUUUCCUAUUGAUCAAAUCACAAAUCUUCCACGGAAUGACUUCCAAAUGUUGGUCAAAAUGCACAAACUGACAUCGGAACAGCUUGAGUUCAUCCAUGAUGUGAGGCGGCGGAGCAAGAAUCGCAUCGCAGCGCAGCGUUGUCGCAAAAGGAAGCUUGACUGCAUUCUGAACCUGGAGUGUGAGAUCAGAAAACUAGAGUGUGAGAAAGAGAAGCUGCUGACAGAGAGGAACCAGCUGAAGGCCUGUAUGGGAGAGCUGUGGGAGAACUUCUCCUGCCUGUCCCAGGAGGUGUGCCGGGACGUCCAGCUGAGCCCAGAGCAGGUCCAGUCCUUACACCACUACUGCCCUGUGCUGCGACCCCCCAACUCCACUGCCAGCAACAACGCUGCCCACGAGCCAAGGCCCCCCACCAUCAGCACCCCGGCCACCACCAGCAUCGACCUCACAGGCCACUCUGGCUCUGCCACCCCUGAACCCAGCUUCCAGGGGUCACCGGGACCCUCAGAGAACGAGCCUGAAUCUACCGUCAGGAACGGGGCGGACCAGGAUAUGGGGGGCCGCGACACCAGCUUGUACUCCACAUCAGAGUCUGUGGAAAAAUCCAACCAAACAGUAACGGUAGAUUUUUGCCAGGAAAUGACUGAGAAAUGUACAACAGAUGAGCAGCCAAGGACAGACAGUACCAAGUAGAAGUGGAUCUUUAUUCAGUUGUUUUGAAUGUUUUUCUAUUAUUUAAUGUUACUCCUCUGACAAACCCUUUCUCUGGGUUGUGAGAUGAUCAGCCUCUGCCAGUGUUCACUGAAAAACAAGCUUUGUAUUUAUGUCAUUUUGUGUUGUUUUCGUUUCUGUAUGUUUUGUUGAAAUGGUUGACACUAAAAUUGUCUUAACAGCAGCAAUACUGUUCUGCAGGCAUUCUCCUCUUACCCUGACAGAGUGGGAACCUCUCACCAAACUCGUACUAUGGUGCUAUACCCGGCCAGCCGGCAGGAGCCUCUGCAGAGGAGACUGCCGUUCAUGUGUCACACAUCACAACUUCAAGUUGAACCUCAUUGGACCUAAGCAGCAGCUCUCUUUUUAUACAAACAGGAUCUAUGUUUCUUCCUGUCUGCUGUCCUUUUCUCCUUCUACUGCUCCGUUUUCAGAUGUACUCACACACACACUGCUUCCCCAUCAGGUUCCAGACCUGCUUUAGAGAUGUAGAGACACAAAUGUGUGCAGGAUCACCUCUAAACUACUUCCUGAGAGUAUAAAGGCAACUAUUUAUUAACCCCACAUGAUAGAAACCAAGUUUUUCAAUGUCAUUUUUAUCAGCAUCCAAUCCUGAGGAUACCUUCAAACUGUGAGAUGUUUCUUCUGAUUAUCCUGAAAAUCUCCUGAUGAUUUUAGCACAAACACUUUGGUCCUGAUUUCCACAUUUCUAUAGGCUGCCUAACAGGUGUGAAGGUUUAACAUUUAACCUGUAAGAUUUUAUCUCUGAGAAAUCAGUUUGUUCAGUUUGUAGCUGAAAAACUGUAAUCAUUUGCAUUGUUGAUUUUUUUGUACCUCAAGAUUCAUCCAGCAUGGAGAUUGUUGCUUCCAGCUACAAAUGGAGUGCAUCUUAAUUUGGGAGUACUUCACACUGGACAGCAUUUGUUUAAAGUAUUUAAGUUCGGUGCAUCCAUUUCAUUAACAUCAAGAUAAAUCAUCAUGACAGUGAAUGCAAACGUUUUGCUCAAACAAGAGCAGAGUUUUAUCAACCUAAAUAAGUAUUUGGUACAGAUCCAGUUUUUCCCAGGAUGAUGUAAACAGAGAUCUGUAGCAGCUCUGGCAGUAACUUUUUCAAGAAAGUUCUGAUGAGAUUCUGCACACAUUAGCGUAAACUUCUCAGAUGUUUGUGUGUGAAAGCAGCUCGUUAGUCUCUCUCUGCCUCUGUCUACCUCUCUCAGUCCCACUCUCUCUCUCUCGCUCUGUCUCUUCUGUGAUUAUAUCUCAGUGGCCCUUUUCGUCACAAGAAUUCAAACUCAGGAAAAAAAAAUCCUCUGAAUGUUCAACCUAAUUCAUUGAAAAUGAGAUGAGAGCUUCUGUACAAUAGGAAGUUACAAUGCAGUGAGACUGUAAAAUGUUCAUAUGCAAAAAAAAAAAAAAAAUGUUUUCAAGCGUUUCUUAUUUGUAUUUCUGUACAGGAGAACUUUGUACAGCCUGUAACUGAGAACAUUCCUUCUAUGCCUUCCACAGCACUGAAUUGAAAGGAGAAUGAUUAGAUGGCUAUUUUUAUUUCCCACUCAUCAGCAAUACCAUUGUAUUUGGAUGUUGUAUCAGUGAUUUUUCAAGUGCUUGUUUGGCAGAUGUGUAUAUAGUAUGGAGCAUGAUGACUGUAACAGUGAUUUUUGUACAUGUAGAAACAUAAGUGUUUCUUUUUAUUUCACUUGGGUUAUAUCAAGCACCUUUCUAAGGGAAAACUUUUUCUUUGCUGUUUCCUGUCCUGCCUAAUGAAUACUUUCCAUCAUGGUGGGUGUUCUGAUACUCAGGAAAUCAGCUCAAUACAUGAGUACACACACACAAAACACACACACAGCAUGCAUCCAUACACAAUCAUCAGCCCCUUGCAUGUUUAGAAAUGACCCAUGAGAAUAUAUUUUAUGGACUGGCUCAGGCCGGCCCAGCUUCACCUUUGGCUCCUUUUUAAAUGUGAAAACUUCUCAUGUUCUUUCUCCCCAUUUUGCUUACUUCCUAUUAUAGCAGUAUUUAAAGAUGCUACUUGUGUAAGCUCUCACAUUUUGCUAUUGACAUUUUAAAAUUUAUCCAAGAAAUAAAGUAAAGAAUGAAUGAAUGAGUUUAGGCACUUUGUUUCCGGCCCCGAGCGCUCAGAGCUACUAGCACUUCAGCUACAGUCUUUGUCUUUAUUUUCUUCUAAGUCUGAACCUGGAGCACUUAAAUUGGCCCUGCAAGAGAAAAUGUUUUUGAUGUCAUUAUAUUAAUAUACGUCGAUGAAGAUCUAAAAGAAGUUAAUGUUUUAGUAUGUGAUUAUUCUCAACUUUGCUUUGUGUUUAUUUAGUAAUGAAAUAAGCUAAUUCCUGAUUGAGUUGACAUGUAAGUGGUGUGUGUGUGUUGUCCAAAUGACUGAAUACCAAUCCUGUAAGGUCGUAAAAUUGUUGCCCUGAUUGUGUUUGAUCAUCCACCUCUGUGAUGUGCAUGCUGCCUAGAACUAUAAGCGUAGUUAGUUGGUCAAGCUCAUGUUUUGCCUUGCAAGUUCUCUCUUCUUUUAAAAUGCUUUUAAAAAUUAUUUCCCAAAAUGUUCUGUAUAAAGAAACUUAACUGUAUCAAACCUCACUAGAGGCAAGCUACAAGCAAGUAUAAGCAGGGUUGAAUUCAGCAUAAAACUUCGUUGCUUUUUCUUCUCUUUAAAGUCCCAAUCCUAAAGGUACGUACCUGUGAUGGUGUCGCUUCUGUUGUGCUGAGCUUUUCAACUAAGGCAUAAAUAACUAUGCUAACUUUGUUAUUUUAUCUAUCAAAGUCAGUCUUCAAAGUCUACCUCCGCCUCUGUCCCUGGCAUUAUCUAACCCUUCUUCACUACAACCAUGAACCCUGUUCCUCUUUGGCAGCUCCUCUACCUCCUCUGAACAUCUCCCUCAGCCUUCCCUUUCCAACAGUGAUUCCAGAUCGCUCCACCUGAGCUGUCCCUCUGAUAUAUUCAUUCCUAACCGUGUUCAUUUGGGUCACUUUCGGUGAAAACGUGACUUUGUCCAGCUCUGCUGGCUCUAUCUCCAUCUCCAGUUCCUGUUUGUAGAGCCACCAGCUGUGAAGCCUUCAUCUCAGCAGGUCUCUCUGCCAUUCUUUGUCCUAGUCUUCCCCUCUCUAGUGUUCUGCCUGCUGCUGUGGACAGCUGACCCCAGGUACUUUAACACCUGUUCUGCUUUCAGCUUCAAUGUUCCACCUGUGUCCCUUUGAUUCCACCUUGCGCUUCCACUAACUCCUGGUAGACUAUGGCCUUUAAGACCUUCAGCUCAGAUUGCAGCAGUGGUGGUUUGUACAUCCCAGUAGUCCCAGUUGAUACGUGUUGUAGGCAUACCAAUUUUCAUUUGGAAACACUUGGCUGCCAUACAGUGGUCUAACCCAAUUUGGAUAUUAAAUACCUAAGUGUAUAUUUAUCGUAUGUUAUAUUCUAUAAAUGAUCAUUCUCUUAAAGUAAAAACAAAUAUAUAAUGAUCUCAUUAAAACGGAUCACUAGCCAAUGGUUUUCCUAAAGCAUAACAAGCUGCAUACAUUGUCGAAGGGUUCACUGUUAGGUCAUCCGUCUUUAUUUUUGUCCCUGUCUUAGUAGGGUGUUUAUUUUGGCUUUCACCUUCAAUAUUUGGCUGUGUUUGACAGAGGACA
Molecule: messenger RNA, 6567 nt
Organism: Xiphophorus maculatus (southern platyfish)
Lineage: Eukaryota; Metazoa; Chordata; Actinopteri; Cyprinodontiformes; Poeciliidae
Gene: bach2b
Product: BTB domain and CNC homolog 2
Exons: 6
Coding region: 397-2904 (835 amino acids)
Biological process (GO): regulation of transcription by RNA polymerase II
Molecular function (GO): protein binding; DNA-binding transcription factor activity, RNA polymerase II-specific; RNA polymerase II cis-regulatory region sequence-specific DNA binding
Source: RefSeq, a predicted model, not a curated record